Molecule: messenger RNA, 1824 nt
Organism: Guyanagaster necrorhizus
Lineage: Eukaryota; Fungi; Basidiomycota; Agaricomycetes; Agaricales; Physalacriaceae
Exons: 4
Coding region: 126-1478 (450 amino acids)
Biological process (GO): positive regulation of gene expression
Source: RefSeq, a predicted model, not a curated record
ACUGAAGGGUCCGUCCUGUUUGGCAACCACUAUAACUCAUAAAAUACAGUCCAAGUACAGUUUCAGCCCUGCCAAAUUCGGACUUUGUUUGAAUAUAUAAGCGGACGCAUUGACCGCCGUUCCCUAUGACCAGACAUCGAAGAAAUCCGGCAAGUAUAUCAAGCAUUGUCGAGAAGAUUGAGGGCGUCAUUCACAGCACUAAGACCUGGUCGCCUGGCGACGAGCACUCAUUCGACGUCCGUUAUGCCGAUGUCAGCAUCCAGUUCAUCGGGGCCUCUGGUCUACCCAAAAUGGAUGUGGUUGGUACUGCCGACCCGUACUUCGUGGCAAGGAUUGAUGACCAGAUCUCACUUGUUUCCACGGUGAAAACGAAUACUUUGGCACCAGUAUGGAAUGAAGUUUGGCGGGUGAAGAAUGUUCCUGUUACCGCAGACCUUCUGGUCGAAGUUUUCGACAAAGACGACGGGGCACCCCAUGACGACUACAUUGGAAAGUUCAAAACCACCAUCACUGCCGGGGCAAAGGAGGCUGAGAUCGAGGGGCCUCUGCUCAGGCGCAGUAGGGGAACCUUCUGGCUCAAGAUUGACUCUCAACCAUCGAAAAGCAACCACGAAUGUCUGUAUCUUUUCGACGGCCCCAUACGCUACUCCCGUCAUUCUUCCCCUACAGUCGGCAUUCUGACAAACCUGGACAAUAACGCGCGGCGCUAUUUCACUUGGAAGAUUUUCGUCAUCGGAAUUCCUUUGUUUUUUAGGGAUGCCUAUCAGCAUUGGAAUGUCAAUUACAAAGCUGCACAGAAUAUUUUCCAGGGACCAGCAUCAAUUGCGGUGCGAUCGACCAUUCAAGCAGGUCACCGUAUGCUCUAUGCUCGCAAGUCGACCAACGGCUUUGGCCUCCUGGAAAAUGCUGGAGGCUUCAUAAAGCUCCUACACGGCGCCACGGAUAGUCGUUAUAUUGGUCCUACUUCUCGUAACGACUUUGCCCAUCGGGUAAAACCUGCUGUGUACACCUACAUUAUUUCCGCCGACGAUGAUUCGUUCCGUUUCUCGGAGACUGGAGCCGCUUUUUUCGUCGACUUUGCAUCGAAGCAUGCACUGCAUAGUAAUUGUGCCGAGACGGUACGAUACAGUGGUGAAUUCCAUCCAAGACCUGCUGGGGGAUGGGAUAACUUCAACGAUGAUGUCCCCGACGAUCAAGUCCAGUGGGAGUUAAUAAUUGACAACAACUCCGGAACGUACUCUCCUGAUUCUAAGAUGCUUCCGGUCUUGAAAGAACUGCUGGAAUAUAACUUUCCAGAUGUGGUGGUGUUUGCUUUAUCUCAUGAAGAUCCAGAGCUAGCCAAGAGCCGGGAAGCUUGUAGGACAUACGCUUUGAAAUGUCGAGAAAUCCAGAAGGAAGAGCUUCAGCCCCACUGCGCAGAAGGCGAGGUUACUUUGUCACACCAAGCCGCGGUUUGUGGUGGUGGUGGUGUCCAAUAGAUUUUUAAGUAUAUGCUAUUAUUACUGGCCGUGAUAUCCUAUUAUCUGUAUACUAUACAUAAUCGAUGUACUCAUAUUCUAGAGGAAUUGGCACAAGAUGGGUGAUUGCCUUAAAGCUGCGGCUAUGUAAUAUAGCCUCUCCCACCCAAAAAAAAAAGUGCCCACGGGGGAGCUGGACGUGCUAUCAAACAAGCAGUCAUGGGCAACCAAGCAGAGCAAAUUUGUGCCGUUUCGAUGGGUUAGGAAUGCGUUGGCAAGAGACAAGGUGGCGUAACAGGACAACAUCGACGCAUGUAAAGGUACUUCGGAGAAGGCAGGCUGCGUGGGUAAAGAGAAUGGCCACCUU